Molecule: messenger RNA, 2049 nt
Organism: Caenorhabditis auriculariae
Lineage: Eukaryota; Metazoa; Nematoda; Chromadorea; Rhabditida; Rhabditidae
Source: the annotation of a GenBank genome assembly
AUGAUCAACAGGACGGGAUAUAUUAUUCUGGCGGUGCUGUUCGCGCUGUCGAUUGGUGAUAUUUUUGAAAGGUAGGCGGUUUUUCGAACUUUUUAUUUUUUUCCAAACAGUUUGAAUAAUUAAUUCUGAAAAAAAUCGAUAUUUUUUUAAACCUAAAAAAAUCUAAUGAAAGGCAAUUUUUUUGCUUUCCAUCUUUCUUGCUCACGGUUUCGCUCUCUGCACCCUCUAGCCUUAGAAGAUGAUUUUUUUCCCUCAAAAUCUCAGUUCCGAACUAUCCAGUGCGAAAUUGUGGUCCAGCUCUGUAAAAUUCACUUUUCAAGCAAAAAUACCUGCAAAUAAAAGUUACUAUCAACUUUCCGGAAAAACCAUAAGGGGGACAUUUCUAAAAACUAUAUCGCUGUGAAAAAAUUAAUCACCUCCAUUCUUCAUACAGAAGAUCCUCACAACGAAGACGCCCACGACGACGACUUCCGGAAAGAAUUCGGGGAUGAAGAAAUUCACGACGACGAUUCCACUAGAUUCAGGUACCUUCUUAUUCUGGAAAUGUUUGAUGAAAUCAAAAUUUUCCAGCGAGGGAACUUCCGACGAUCACAUUGAAGUGCGCGAGCAGUCAGCUUUCGUUCGGCCAAAGUCUCUGGGUGCUGCUGAUUUGCCGCCUCUCCGGUUCUUAUACUGGUGAAUAUUUUUAUGAAUUCCAGUAAAAAACGUCCCUGCAUCCUAAUUAAUCAACUAUCUAUCCUCCUUUAUGUUUUUCAGUUUUUUAAAGUUUCAACAAUAAGUCGCAACCUUUUUUUGAUGCAGAAACUUUAACCACGAAGAUUCUUAAAAAUAUUAUCAAUAGUUUAAACUUCAGCGUUUCGUGUGGCUACAAGCAAGCAUUUGACCAGUUCUCUUCCUUCGUCAAGGAAAAGUAUCCAGACAUGCAGAUCGAAGGAGCAAACUACCCUCCAGCCGGCUACAAGGCUUAUCUUGCUCAGGUUUUCAUCCUAUUCAUUUUUUCUUGAAUUCCAUUAUUUUUCAGGCUUUGAAUAUAGUCAAAAUGGCCAUGUUUGCUGUCAUCCUGACCGGAUCCAAUCCUUUUGCCACUUUCGGCUUCGGUUAUCCUGCGUUCCUUCAGUAUUUGCACGGAAACAAAGUAAAUUUUUUCUGAAAAUUUCGAGGGAAGAAAAUGCGAAAAGUUGUGAAAACUUGUGGAAUACCACAAUGUUCCAAAAAUGUUUCUUAGAGGUUACAAAGAUGUUGUGAAGUUUUUAAAAAAAUAAUGUGGUGCCAGAAUGGAAAUAUUAAAAAAAAAGUUGAUCAAAAAAAUUUUUAAAAAAAUGUUUGGCGUUGCUUUUUUUCAAUCUGAUUUAGAGGGAUAUUUUUGAACUAUUUACGUAGUAAGCUCAAAUUCUUUUGGGUUGCGUAGUAAUUAAAAAAAGCCAAAAGACCGGGAAUCCGAUAUUAUUUUUCUCAUUGUACUGCGCUAUCAGUAUGUCUUUGUUUAAAAAGGUACAUACUAUUUUUUUAAAAAUUCUUUUUAACGGUUUUUAACAAAAAAAUUCAAGACAAAGUCAUUCUGAAUCAACUACAUUUUCAUAUGGGCUCAUACAAAGAUUAAAAAAAUUUCAGAACUUGAAAAGAAGGUCGGCUGAAAAACGGCUAAAUGAUAAAGUUCGUGAUAAAACAGCGUUACAAAAAUCGGAAUGUUCACGGCUUUAUUGCCCCAAUAAAAUUUUUACUACCAAUAACGUCACAAUCAAAAGUAAUGCUACAUUUAAAAACAAGGCUCUUUUCAAUACUCUUUUUGUCCCAGUUGGAUAUUCUAAAAUUGAUUUUCAGUUCUCGAUGUGCAUGUUCGUGUUCAUGCUCGGAAACCUCGUGGAAGGCUCCCUCAUGUCUACCGGCGCUUUCGAGAUCUACCUGGGCAACGAACAAAUCUGGAGCAAGCUUGACAGCGGCCGUGUCCCGAGCGCUCCGGAGCUCAUCCAGCUCAUCGACGCUCAGCUCGGUCUCAUCGGCAAAGGCAAGGGCGAGGAGAGCUUCGGCGAUUUUUCCGCUCGCACCUAG